UUCAUCAGUUUCAUUUUGUACUCGUACGUGGUGAGACGAUAGUGCGCUUAAAAUAAUUUACCAGUAUUAUCAUUUAUUACAUUUUUUUUUACCCCUCUCAACCGGUUUAUUGAAAUUAUAUCUGUAUAUACAUAUAUAAUUAUUGUAAUAUAAUACGCACACAAUAUUAUUCUGUAAAAGAAAAAUAAAUAAUAUUAUUUUUAUUUUAUAAUAAUUCAAAAUAAAUAAAUAAAAAUGGUUAACUAUCAUAAACCGGAAAAUAAAACUGUUCAAGAAUUAAAAGAUAUCGCACAUCGUCUUAGGAUUCAUUCAAUAAAUUCAACUCAAGCUUCUAAAUCUGGACACCCAACAUCAUGUUCUUCGAUUGCAGAAAUUAUGUCCGUUUUAUUUUUCCAAACAAUGAAGUACAAAGUUGAUAAACCACGUGACCAGUCAAGUGACCGUUUUAUUCUUUCUAAAGGUCAUGCUGCACCAAUAUUAUAUGCAGCUUGGGCGGAAGUUGGGCUCUUCCCGGUGUCAGAAUUAAAUAAUCUUCGUAAAAUCGAUAGUGAUUUAGAAGGUCAUCCAACACCACGUUUAAAUUUUAUUGAUGUCGGUACUGGUUCUUUAGGACAAGGUGUAGCAGUUGCUAAUGGCAUGGCUUAUAUUGGAAAAUAUUUGGACAAUGCUGAUUACAGGACUUAUGUUUUAGUUGGAGACGGUGAAUCUGCUGAAGGAUCGGUAUGGGAAUCUCUAAAUUUUGCAGGUCAUUACAAAUUAGAUAAUUUGUGCGUAAUUUUCGAUGUAAAUCGCUUAGGACAAUCUGAACCAACAUCCUUGCAACAUGACAUGGAAACAUACCGCAAACGUUGUGAAGCAUUUGGUCUAAAUGCAAUUGUUGUUGAUGGGCAUGAUGUUGAAGAAUUAUGUAAAGCUUUUUAUGAAGCUGCUAACACAAAAGGUCGUCCAACAGCGAUCAUUGCUAAAACCUAUAAAGGAAAAUAUUUCCCAAAUAUUGAAGAUUUAGAAAAUUGGCAUGGAAAACCUUUAGGUGAUCGGGCUGAAGAUGUUAUUAAAACCUUACAAAAUCUAAUUCAUAACCAUGGUACAUUGACUUUAAAACCACAAGCCCCUGUUAAAGAAAUACCAAUCGCUAAUAUUUCAAAUGUGAAAUUAGCUACACCACCAGAGUACAAGUUAGGCGAAUCUGUAGCAACACGUUUAGCUUAUGGUACAGCAUUAGCUAAAAUAGCUAUUAAUAAUCCACGUGUUAUUGGCUUAGAUGGCGACACUAAAAACUCAACUUUUUCUGAAAAAUUGAAAAAAGCUUUUCCUGAACGUUAUAUUGAAUGUUUUAUUGCUGAACAAAAUCUAGUUGGAACAGCCAUCGGGGCAGCGUGUCGUGAUCGAACAAUAGCAUUUGUUUCAACAUUCGCUACAUUCUUCACUCGUGCAUUCGAUCAAAUCCGAAUGGGAGCUAUUUCGCAAACAAAUGUUAAUUUUGUUGGAUCUCAUUGUGGGGUCAGUAUUGGAGAAGAUGGCCCUAGUCAAAUGGGUUUAGAAGAUCUUGCAUUGUUCCGCUCAAUACCUGGUAGCACUGUAUUUUAUCCAACAGAUGCAGUUUCAACAGAACGUGCAGUUGAAUUAGCUGCAAAUACAAAAGGUGUAUGUUUCAUUAGAACUUCCCGGCCAAACACAGCCGUUCUCUAUCAAAAUGAUGAAAAAUUCCACAUUGGAAAAGGAAAAGUUGUUAAACAAUCGUCAAAGGAUCAAGUUUUAAUAAUUGGAGCUGGCGUCACUUUGUAUGAAGCCAUUAAGGCAGCUAAUGAAUUGCAACAAAACGGAGUUCACGCCCGUAUUAUCGAUCCAUUUACAAUUAAGCCUAUAGAUGCUGAAUUAAUUUUACAAAAUGGUCAAGCUUGCGGUGGCCGAAUAGUUGUUGUCGAAGACCAUUAUAAAGAGGGGGGCUUAGGGGAAGCGGUCAUGUCAGCUGUAGCUGGUCAUAGAAACUUUGUAGUUAAGCAUUUAGCUGUCACCGAGGUGCCACGUUCAGGACCACCUGCCGUGUUACUCGAAAAAUAUGGAAUUUCAGCUAACAAAAUAAUCAACGCUGUUGGAGAAAUACUUAGUUUAUAAAGAAAAUUAAUACAUAUUAAUAUACAUGUGUACUUAUGUGCAUAAGUGCGUAUGUACAGAAGUACAGUCAAAAAACUUUUUCAAUUGUAAAGUCAUAAAUUCUUAAAAACUGGUUGUUUCUUUCGUUUGCUAAAAGAACUUAGCCUUUUUCUGUUAUAUGUGUAGAUGUUAGUUAAAUUGGGGGUGUUUAAAUCACUAUAUUCAGUUAAACAUAUGAUUAUAUUUUUAAGUUGUUAAUUAAUCAACUUUUUCUACGUCAUGUUUUCAAUAAAGUGUUACUUACAGAUUUUGAUAA
Molecule: messenger RNA, 2410 nt
Organism: Condylostylus longicornis
Lineage: Eukaryota; Metazoa; Arthropoda; Insecta; Diptera; Dolichopodidae
Product: transketolase-like protein 2
Exons: 4
Coding region: 235-2115 (626 amino acids)
Molecular function (GO): thiamine pyrophosphate binding; transketolase activity
Source: RefSeq, a predicted model, not a curated record